AUGUUGUUUCCCCGGAGAGACCUCAGUUUCGUGGUAUCUCCACUCAUCAACAGCUCGCCACAAGUUGCCCUGCGGGCUUAUGAUUAUUAUACCCGAACGAAGCGAGGUCUAGUAUCGAGGCAGGGCGGCGGUGAAAUAAUAAAGUCUAGAUUUGAGGCAGCUCGGGGUCGUAGAGGGUGCCGGCGCGCAGCCGCGGGCCGCGACCCGCGCCCUGCGCCGCCGGCAGUAGGUGACGGCCGCGCGACGUUUCCUGGCGCUUCUCCCGCGCGUCUCCGGACCACUGACGCCGCGAAAACCGCGCGGAAACCUCGUUUGUGCCCUUACAACCUACACGUAGAGUUCGUUUUGCCGCCCUUCAACCCUAGACCACACAUUGACUUUCAAAUCUCUAUGAAUACUAAG
Molecule: messenger RNA, 402 nt
Organism: Brenthis ino (lesser marbled fritillary)
Lineage: Eukaryota; Metazoa; Arthropoda; Insecta; Lepidoptera; Nymphalidae
Source: the annotation of a GenBank genome assembly